UCUUGAUAAGCAAGCAUGGCUAGAGCAGCGUUGGCAGCGUCCAGUGCCUAAUUAUUGUACUGUUGAAUUUAUUCGUGUUCUUAAAAUAAUAUCAAUAUUAAGUAUUCUACUCUUCGCACUCAGUUUUGAUUUGUCACAUAUUAUUUUAUAGUGCAUCGCUCCCUCAUUCUUUAUGUGCCCCGAAGGAGUGUUUGAAUGACAACGAUUUGAGCGAUGAACAAUGAUUGGAAGGUGCUAGGCACACAGAAACAGAAAUUGCGUACAGACUUCAUCCACAGCCAUCAUGGAAAAAAAAGUAGUUGUUGAAGUGCAUAAAGAUGUGAUAAAACCACUAAAACAGAAUAUCAGUCUUCCAAUCGACUUCCAGCAUUCAAAUUCCACCUUUUUCAAAAGUCUAAAUCACUUCAGCUCAAUCCCUGAAAAUUUAGCGUCUGUCAAAGAAUUUUAUAUAUUUUACAUCUUCAUUGGAUUAAGUGUCAUUAUUCUGCUCAUUUUUAUUCUACGUGCAAUGAGGUUUCGUUCAAAGAAGUCAACCAGAAUUCGCCGCUAUGGAAUAGUGACCUCAACGGGAGAUGUUGAAAUGAUGCCGCUCGAUAAUGAAGAUGAUGAUGAAGAAGCAACUGUAUUUGAUAUCACUGAUCAUUCUAGUCCGCAACCUUGACAUGAAAUUAUUGUUUGAAGCGCAGGUGAUUCCUUUUCAUAAACAGUAGAACUUUGGAAAUUUCUCCCAAAAACUUAUGAAGUUGGCACGAAAAGAUUCGAAUGUCAACAUUGGUCUUUUCCCUCAGACUUUUUUUCUAGGUGGUUGGAAUUUUUUAAUUAAAUGAAAAAUGUUUAUUUUCAUAUACAAGUCCACCAUCAAACAAAACUUUACGAAGGAAAAAGCUGUCAAAAAAGAAUUUGAGGGGGCAGGUUAAAUAUAGACACAACUUACAAACAUAACAUUGGAAAUCACAAUUUAACAAAAACCUAGCAACAUUCCCGAAAUUGGGGUAAGCAAUUCCACUCGCACCAGAGUAAUACAUGAGAAAGCAUUGCUCUGUCAUAGUUCGUCUAUAAGCCCCUUGAAUGUGGAUGUCUUCCAUCAAGGUUGGUAGGGGUGGUCGCGUUUGAUUUUGCUGGUUUUGCAGAUUAUUUCUCACGAGUAAUUUUACCAGUACCUCCAAAUUUUCCUCAUUUGCCACUGUCUCUCUCACAACAUUGGUGGCACCUUCAUUGGGGUGUUCGCGUGCUCUCAUGUACAGUUGUGCCAACAUCUCCCUCACUUAAACAUUGGGAGCAUGGAGGUACUUCUCUGUCCCAUCCUUCAGAAUUUCUAUAGAAUUGCAAUUUGAUGUGCUAAUACUCCAAGUAUUGCAGUUACCCUGGUCAUGACACCGCCAAUAAACUUUUGCCCCAUCCUUGCUCUUUGAAUGAUAGCGGUACACAUAAGAAUUUAAGAUACGAAUUCGACAAUUGAACAAGUGACAAACAGCAUAGCUCUUCAAAAUUAGGCACAUUAAAAAGACUGAACAUUUCAACAGAGGGAUAAGUUUUAGGUAUUUUAGGCAACAUCUUGAUAGCUCGCUUUUGCAUCGGAAUAACACCACUUAGGGAAUUUGCAGUUGCUCCAUCAUAAAUGAAAGUGAAGUAGGACAAUUGGACCAAAAAAUCGACAAGUAAAUCUUUUGGAGUGCAUCCACAGGCAAAAAUCUUUUUAAAUGGCACAAAGUUAAAAAAGACAACCCGAACCCAUGUAUGCCCAUCGGGUCGUUAGCGACUCAUCGCAGUUUUUGACUUUUAGUGUUAGUGUAAAUUAGGGAAUUUCAUGUGUUCAACACAGGAUAAUCCAUGUCUGGGAUAUAUUCUAUUUGUUUUGUGCCUCAACACGUGCUUACCCUGUCUACAUAACAUCAAAAACAAGUAAAUAAAAAAUCAAUUUAAAAAAAAAUAGUUUUGGGCAUUUAUGGGCUAAGUUGCACAACCAACUUCUCUGUGUAAGCUUUCCAACUUAAGGAGUCUAAAGUGACAUCAGGAUACCUGAGUUCUUUAACUACAACAAUUUUAACACAAUCACAAUCUUUCUGCAUGGUGCAAUCUAAGCAAUGAAUAUAUAAAGCUCCUAAGAUCAACUGUGGAGGCACCUCCAGGAAAAAAAGGCAAACGAGCAGUCUUCUCAAUAGGUAUCUAUAGGUACUCAAUUUAUUUUCAUGAAACCAAGGAAUAGAGCCAAAGAGCAUUUCAAAUCUGGAUUUUUGCCAACUUUUUGUAGGUACGUAAAUAUCCAUGAAUUGCUGCUGGAUGUCCUGAACUGUAAUUCGAUGGAACGAAAUUUGCCGGUUGGCAGUGUGUUUUGAGGCCUGUGAUGUUGUUCACCUGGGUCUUGUUGUGACAAUCUGGAAG
Molecule: messenger RNA, 2382 nt
Organism: Bemisia tabaci
Lineage: Eukaryota; Metazoa; Arthropoda; Insecta; Hemiptera; Aleyrodidae
Source: RefSeq, a predicted model, not a curated record